Messenger RNA from Molossus molossus (Pallas's mastiff bat), 7168 nucleotides. It is a transcript of the gene CCSER2, whose product is annotated as coiled-coil serine rich protein 2. Gene Ontology annotation, biological process: microtubule bundle formation. Bases 127 to 3267 code for a protein of 1046 amino acids. Gene Ontology annotation, molecular function: microtubule binding. Gene Ontology annotation, cellular component: microtubule cytoskeleton. The record is from RefSeq and is a predicted model, not a curated record. The transcript has 10 exons. NCBI's taxonomy places the organism in Eukaryota, Metazoa, Chordata, Mammalia, Chiroptera, Molossidae.
GACCUGUCCCUGCCUUUCAGACUCCUUACGUGACCAGUCAGCACCCCACCUGCACCCCUGCAGGUACCUCAGAGUCCGCUUGACCUGAUUCUGUCAAAUUUUAAGAACAAAUGUACCUUAUAGCUCAUGGAAGAAAAAACACAAAUCAAGACAUAUUUGGGAUCCAAGUUGCCAAAGUAUGGAACGAAGUCUGUAAGAAGUACACUGCAGCCAGUGCCAAAUGGGACACCUGUUAAUUUAUUGGGAACUUCCAGAAGUAGCAACAUCAAAAGUUACAUCAGAAAUAAUGGCUCUGAUUGUCCAUCAUCCCGUUCAUUUAAUUGGAGAACAACUAAGUACCAGCUUAGUGCACAGAGUGCUGCAGAAGCCCGUGAUGCUCAGACUUCACAUGAUAACCUAACUGCUCUUGGAGAACAUGCACCUGCUCAAGGAAUGUUUGCCAACAGUGGGGUGCAGGGAGGUUUGAAAAGCGUUUCUCUGUUCACAUCAACCUUAGCAAAGCCGUCCACUAUGUUUGUAUCAUCAACAGAGGAGUUAAAACAAAAGUCUCUGUCUGGACCGUCUAAUUUGGGUAAAUUCACCAAAGGCACGUUGUUAGGAAGGACUUCGUAUUCUUCAGUCAGUGCUCCCAAGUCCCAGUUGAAUGGGUUUUAUGUAAACCGAUCGGCUGGUAGCAUACAGAGGCCUAGAGCAAACUCCUGUGCUACCAGAAGCAGUUCUGGAGAAAGCUUAGCACAGUCCCUAGACAAUAUCAAAUCUCUUACUUGUGAAAAGAUGGUAAGGUCUCAGAGUUUUUCACAUUCCAUUCAGAAUUCAUUCUUCCCACCUUCAUCUAUAACCAGGUCACAUUCCUUCAAUAGAGCUGCAGAUCUUAUUAAGCCUUAUCAAAACCAACAACUACCUGUCCGAGUGCCUCUGAGGUCAGGUAUGCUAGCAAGGAGUCCCCAGCAGUCAGAGGCACUCAAUGGGAAUGAGCAUUUAGGGUAUGGCUUUAAUCGGCCUUAUGCUGCUGGUGGGAAGAAGUUGGCUCUACCCAGUGGCCCAGGUGUGACCUCUGCUUUGGGUUAUAGGAUGGUUCAUCCUUCUCUACUGAAAUCUAGCCGAUCUCCGUUUUCUGGGACUGUCACGGUCGAUAGUAAUGAAAAUUCACCUGCUGGCACAUGUGUAGGGGAAGACACUGCACUUUUGGCUAAGGACAGAGCUGCAGACAAGGACCAAGAACUAGUUGAAAACGAUAGUUAUAGAACAGAAAAUGGCCAGGCAACGAAGCAUGAUGCAAAGAUCAGAUACCUGAGUGAUGAUGUGGAUGACAUUUCCUUGUCUUCUUUGUCAUCUUCUGAUAAGAAUGAUUUAAGUGAAGACUUUAGUGAUGAUUUUAUAGAUAUAGAAGACUCCAACAGAACUAAAAUAACUCCAGAGGAAAUUUCUCUCAAAGAAGAAAAGCAUGAAAAUGUACCACCAAAGGAUAUAUUUGACUCCCCCAAGGAAAAUGAAAAAUCCUUCAGUAAAACUGAUGAAUGGAUAGAUAUAAGUGUCUCUGACAGGAGUGAAUGUAUAAAACCUACUUCUGGAAAUACCUUGAUUUCACCAGACACAGACUACAGAGCUGGCUCUUCCUUCGAGCUCUCUCCGUCCGACAGCUCUGACGGGACAUACAUGUGGGACGAAGAGGGCCUGGGGCCCAUUGGGAGUGUCCCCCCAGUGGGGAGCUACGAGUCCUCCGAAAUGAACAGCAUGGAUAUUCUGAAUAAUCUUGACUCAUGUGACCUGGAGGAUGAUGACCUUAUGCUUGAUGUGGACCUGCCUGAGGACACAGCUCUCGAACAUGUGGAGUGUGACAAUAUGAAUCGCUUUGAUCGAUCAGACAGAAAUGUUCGGCAGUCUCCGGAAGGGUUUUGGAAAAGGCCACCCCAGAGGUGGAGUGGACAGGAACAUUACCACCUCAGCCAUCCUGACCGCUAUCAUCACCAUGGGAAAAGUGACUUGAGCAGAGGCUCACCCUACAGAGACUCUCCUUUGGGUCAUUUUGAGAGCUAUGGAGGGACCCCCUUUUUCCAGGCUCAGAAGGUGUUUGUGGAUGUGCCUGAGAACACAGUGGUGCUGGACGAGAUGACCCUGCGGCACAUGGUCCAGGACUGCACUGCCGUGAAAGCCCAGCUGCUCAGGCUGAAGCGUCUGCUGCAUCAGCACGAUGGCAGUGGGUCAUCGCAGGACGUGCCGCUGUCCCUGCCGCCCAGCCCGGAGCCCGGAGACGGCGACCAGAUGCCCAGGAAUGAAGAUUUAUUAAAUGAAAUAAAACAACUUCAAGAUGAAAUAAAGAAAAAAGAUGAAAAAAUCCAACUAUUAGAACAUCAGCUGGCAACUCGGUGUAACUGCCACCAAAAACCUAAGGAGGAAAAAUGCACAUACGCUGAUAAGUACACCCAGACCCCCUGGAGAAGAAUUCCUCCUCCAGCACUACAGCCUUCCAGCGGCCUUCCCAGACCCACAGACGCCGCCCCGGGAAAGCUGAUGAAGCCCCCGCACACCGAGGACCACAGUGAGGGCGCCGGGCGGGGCGCACGCCAGGGCGCAGCUCGCCUGGGCGGAAGCUUUGCGCAUGGCUUGCAGCAGGACAGCAGCUGUGGUCUGGAAGACCUGCCUGUCUCCUCAGGCCUGCAGCUGGCCAAGGGUGUGGCUAAGAGCGGGCUUUCAGAAGCGAACCUGGACGUGACUGUGGGUGUUCACGGGCCCUGUCAGUUGGCAGAUAACCACAUGGAUGGCCUGCAGGCUGUGCCCGCCUCUGCUCCAGCACUUGCCCAGCCCAGUGCAGUCGGUCAGGCUAAGAGAGCUGGAAGGAAUCAGUCGUCAGCGGAGGACUGCGCGUCUCAGCCCAAAUCCUUGCAGCUUCUGAAGCCAUCCAGCUUGAACUCUGUGUUACCUCCUUCAGUUUCCGAAUCAUCUCCAGAGAGGACUCCCACUUGUAAGAACUCAACAAUAAUCACACCAUGUAAUUCAGCAAAGCAUCAGCUAACAUCUAGUCAAACAAAUCUUGCAACUAAUCUAAAUACAAGAGCAUCAAGGCUCCGCCCUCCUUCUAUCUCUUUCAAACAGAAACCAAUGAGCAGCCCCCAGCCAGAGCCUCCGCACUUCCAGGCCAAGACAAGCAUCCCAAGGCCACUGACAAAAAGAAGAGAAAUCAUGCAGAAUCCAAAUGGCAAUUUGAAUUCUGGGGACUGUUUGGCCUCUAAUCGAUAUUCUCGUCUUCCUAAACCAAAGAUACACUAAGUACACGGCCGUCGCCUGCCAAUCGGGUCAUUGUGUGUUUUUUGAACAGUCUGCUCUCUGACAGCUCCGUGCAGUUCGCCGCCACAGUGGAGGUUCCAUUGAUGACUUCAAAUCUUAAACAUUGGAAAUGGGAAGCUUUGCUAGUUUGGACUCUUCCAUCGUAUAUCCUGGUGGAAACACACAGCAUUUGAGGGUAUUUGUCUCAGGUAAACACAGAUGUUCGCUUAGCCGUCUCGGAGGCCCGCAGAGGCUGUGAUCAGGAGCCACGACUCCGCACAUCAGAAAUGCAUCCAUCCGCCACUUAGCGGGAAGACCUGGCUUUGCUUAUUCAGUCUUUUUGAGGCCUGUGCUAAUCGUGGGUCUCACAGCCUCACUCCUUCCACGUUCCUCUUGUGAAUAUGGUUAUUAUUUUAACUAAAGAUGCGGUGAUAAUGGAAGACAGUCUGUGAGCAGAGUUCUGGGCAGUGGUUUGUGUGUUUGAAAGGUCUAUGCAAAAGCUCCAGGAUGAAUAAAGGAGAUCACGCCUUUGAUGGGAAGUCCAUGUAAGUUUCCUUCUCCUUGCCAGGGUCAGCAGCUGUCCUCAGUGCCCAUCUACCAGUACCCCAGGCUGCAGUGUGUCCUGUCACGUAUACAAGUGUAUGUCACUUUAAAACACCUGUUUUAUACACACACACCACUGUGUUUGUUUUUGGUACGGGGUACGUUUUGGAAAGCUUGAGAUACAUCUUGACACCUGUACUAAACAUGUGCUCACUGAGAACAUGUCGAUGCUAGAGUUUUACUGGUGAUUCCGUUUUGAACCCUAUAGGCUGAUGGAUUCAUGAUAGCUGUUUUAAAGCCCACAUCAUAUAUUUUAAAUUAAGUCUUUAUUGUAAUAUGUAUAUUUAUUGACUUUCUGCUAAUAUCUGAAGACUGGAAUAAUGGACUUGAAAUGUUUGCACAAAACUUUGAUGGAAUAUAAAUAUCCCACACAUGGGGAUUUGAGACUAUUUUCUGUAGCAAAACAAGUUAAAAUAUUUGACAAUAAUUAUAAAUUUAAUUAAGCCGACCUUGAGAAAGCUAGAAUAUACAGUAUUUCUGUUUUGCCGGGUUUUUCAGAUUCCCUUUUAUGUUGGUGUAUGUUUGAAAGUCAGUUUCUUGAAGAGUGGAUUUGGAAAGAAAAAUAGGGGAAAUUGUGUUUUAUUAAAAGGUAUUUAGACAGAUUUCAGUGGCAACAUGCUUAUUCCAUGUGCUAGAAAGACAGCCCCCCAAGGGACCAGAGUGCUCCCCAGCCCUGCUGCGGACCAGGUCAUGGUGCCCUCCUGCUGUCCCGAGGAGGGCCAGGCAUCAGGAGCUCAUCUGUUGCUGCUUUAAUUAGAAUCAAUGACUUUCAGAGAGAGAGGCUUCUACAGUGCAAAUUUUUGUUUUGAUCAGCUGACAAAAAAUGGAUCAAAAGGGCUUCUGGCCAAAAAGCCACUCAAAUUUCUGGGGAUUCCUUUUAAAAAUGUACGCUGGUGAAAUUGCUCCUUUUGAGUGAAAUAACAGCUGGUGCUUUAGUGUAGGUUUCGAAAGAGGUGGUUACUGCCGUGUUGACGCAGUCUCCCCUUACCGUCGAGUGCACUUGCCAGUCGCUGGUUACAGACAGGUGAGCAUCCUACUCUUGCUCAGCAUCACUUCCGCAGGAAAAGCACAAAAGUUCUGAGAGUGUUUGCACGGUGUCCAGAUGUUGGUAUAAAGUGGUCAGACCCGCAGCAGAGCCUGUGUGUUCAGAGACCAGCAGUCAUGGCUGCAGCUGUAAGUGGGCACAUGCGGUCUUUCAUUUUUAAGGAGAAAAAACUGAUCUCACAUAUUGUAAAUGGGAUGUUAUCACUGUAUUUUCCCUGAAGUAAAACAUGCUGAUGAUCAGGUUGUCUUUGGUUGACUUAGGAGUUGGUGCAGACCCAUCUUGAGAGGGCUUUUGAGAAAGACACGGUGCUGGGAAACGAGGGAGGCAGCAGGAAAGAGGAAGAUCAACAGGAGAGGGAUUGACUGUGAUGGAGUCACAGGUGUGAGUCUGCAGGAGCCGAGCAGGAGGACAGGACGGCGUGGACGUCACUCAUUCACUGGUCACCAGGAGGGGCCCGCUCAGCAGCAUGGAGCACACGUAGAUAGACUUGUGCAACAUUAUUUACAAGUAGGCCUUGAACUUUAAGGGAAAAGUUUUAAUUUUUUAUGUUAUUUUUAACCUUAUAGUGUGAGGGUAAAAAAUUCACUUCUGCAAUUUGUUUAUUCUAAUAUUUUUUCUGUUCUUUUUUCUCCCUGAUUAAUUUGCAGAAAUAUGAAUGAACCCAUCAUUUCAUCUUCUCUGUACCUUUGUUGAGCCUUAAUUUUGGCAGAAGGCUCAUUGAUAUAAUUAUGAAGCAUAAUAGAUUUAAAAGAAAAAAGUUUAAGAUACUUGCACCAAACCAAUGAAGUAUUUGCCUGCAGUUUUCUUUAAAAACUGCAAGAACACUGUGUUCGGCUGCUCCUUAGUAAACGUUAACUCAGAAAUGAGGUGACGAUGUAGCUUGCAUGAUGUGGCUCUGUUGGGUGCUUCUGUGUAUCACGUCCGCCAAACCCCCGCACAAGAACCCAGAUCCCUCUUCUAAUUCUUGUUAUUUCAGUGAAGAUGGUUGCAGGGUGUGAAUUCCAAGUCCCGAGGAAGAAGUUUCUGGAGAUGGGUUACGUUUCACAUCUGUCAAAGAAACAAUGGCUGGAGUAUGUAGAAUUAUACAUUCGCUGUUCAUGGGAGCGUGUCAAAGUCUUUAAAGAAAGCGUGGCGUAAGGAGUGCAUCAGGACAGGUGCAGAUGAUUUUAAUGAUUUUAAUUAAAGGAUGACAUCAUUUAGAAUGUUUCUAAAGACUGAGACCCUCUAACAUUUUUCCUUUGAAGUCUCAUUUUAAUUUGUGCAAUAUUUUCAGGCAUAUAGACUACUGUUUAUUGUAUUUGUAUAGAUAUUAGGGAACCUACUGAGUAUUCUAACAAGUAAAAACCUGAAUAUGAAAGAAAAUAUCAGAUUUGCACUUUAAAUGAACUUAAUUGCUUGAAGCUGUGCCUGAAUUAUCAAAAUGCCUCCUAUUGGGUGUGAGUUUUUUGUUGAAAUAAAUUUCUCUCUGAUUGUUGCCGUUUGACGUACAGCUUUUCACAGAUUAUAUCCUCUGCGUGUCGCCUUUCCCAUUAAAGCACUAACUUCUUUGACUGUUCCAUUGACCCUUGUGUAGUUUACAUCAGAGAGAACGUGAUCCUCCGGAGUCUCCCUGCAGCACAGACGGCAGCACAGGCACAGGCCACGUCUCGUGCUGGGCAGAGCUGUCGUGGUGGCUGCGGAGUGACUGGGAAUCACUGCGGCACGUUCUGCUCGCGCUCAGACUGCCCGUCGCUUGCCUGUCUGAGAAGUCGGGUGGUUGUCUGCAUGCUCUGCGCACAUCGGAAAUUAGUUGUAGCUGUAACGCAGACACCUGGUACUUUCCUUGGGGAUGAUGGCCUUGCCCUUGUUCUUGAUUCUGAUGCUUGAUUAGACUUUCUAAUUUUCUUUCCACACCUCCCUUCCAUUUUUCUGAUGCAGUAAUUUGAAAGAAUACAUUUGAAUACAUGAUUAUGAUGGUCGGCGCCAAUCUACAGUUGUGCUGUUAAUUAAGGAUAAAUCAUAUGUUUUAACUCUGUUGAGGAGAAGCUAUCCAUGUUCUCCUUGCUAAAGCAUCGCCAUAGCAACAUAAUACUGACCUAAAGAAGUGGAAAUCUCUAAGUCAUAACUAACUAAAACCAGAACACCACAAUCUUUAGUAUCUGCAGUAUUGUUUUUUUCCAUUGAUUAAAAAAAAAACAGUUCAGAGUAAAUACUGUAUAUUAGAAUUUGCUUGUAAAAUGAAUUAUAAAACUGGAUGUAAAGUCUCUUUCCUGAAAA